Messenger RNA from Leptinotarsa decemlineata (Colorado potato beetle), 1012 nucleotides. RefSeq lists its product as uncharacterized. Lineage: Eukaryota; Metazoa; Arthropoda; Insecta; Coleoptera; Chrysomelidae. The record is from RefSeq and is a predicted model, not a curated record.
AUAAUUGAUCGAUAGUGUCUUCUAAAAGAGUAUGUGACAUCAGAUUGUUUGUCGCUAAAAUAGCUGUACCUAAUUGAUUUUUUUUCACACAAAUUCAGUUAUAUAUUAAGUUAUUUUGUAGGCUUAACAAUCAGUUUAUUUUUGUGCGUGGUAUUCUUUACAAAACAUUUCCGAAAUCAAUAUUUUUAUUUAUUCAUUCAAGAAAAUGGAAUUUAUGUACUACUCCAUCUUCUGCAUUACUGCUGCCCUUUCAACCCACAGUCAACCAAUUCCCGAUGGCUCAAAAACAAACUUAGGUCUUUGGAACACUAGAGGCGUACUUCUUAUACCCCUGGAAGCAAUUGUAUACGAAAAAUUGCCAGUCCACAGAGUAACCAAGCGACAAGUUGUGCCUGACAUAGGAACUAUAGACGAUUCUGAAGAGGAAGUUGUUUUUGACGCCGAAAACUUUGUCGAGGACCAACCCGUCAGUGAUUCUUCUGAUGAUUCUGGGAGAUAUUUCUAUAGACAUUUUCGGCCGGUGCAUCCCCUAUCUAACUACGCUGAUGGUUAUGACGAAUUUCCCACCACAUUUUAAUUGCGACCAGAGGGAUUCUGGAAAAAACAGCCAUACAAUCCAAACAUCUGAUUUUUUCAACUAUGAAAGUGUGUGAUUUAAUUUUAAUGUUAUAUUUAUUAAUAUUAGUAGUCUUUUAUAUAUUUAUGUUAUUCUAGUCAUCUUUCCAAAUGUAUCAAUAUAUAAAAUGGUGAAAGUAAAAUACUUCAUUUAGUAUGAAUUUGAUUGUUAAUUUGUUUGUCGAGACUGGGAAGUAUCACACCGUUAGAUGUACAUCUAUUUAUAAGUCAAAACUGUUUAUUUGUUAAAUAUAUUAUGUAAAGCAAAAUUUCACGUAUUUUUCAACCUUCCUGUGAAAUUAUAUCCAAUUAGAACUAUUACACACUUAUUGUGAACUGAGAUAUAUUUUCUGAACAGAAAUGUUUAGGGCAAAUAAAAAAAUUAGAACGUUUUGAA